Nematolebias whitei (Rio pearlfish) is the source of this 1032-nucleotide messenger RNA. It is a transcript of the gene ccsapb, whose product is annotated as centriole, cilia and spindle-associated protein b. The transcript is spliced from 5 exons. Gene Ontology annotation, molecular function: microtubule binding. NCBI's taxonomy places the organism in Eukaryota, Metazoa, Chordata, Actinopteri, Cyprinodontiformes, Rivulidae. The coding region runs from base 96 to 965 and encodes 289 amino acids. The record is from RefSeq and is a predicted model, not a curated record. Gene Ontology annotation, biological process: regulation of mitotic spindle assembly. Gene Ontology annotation, cellular component: cytoskeleton; ciliary transition zone; centriole.
GGGCGGAGCUACGCCGAGGGAUGACGUCACGCAGCCUGUGUGUACUGGCUGCUCUGUUUCUGUGAAAUCCGAGCUCGGCUUUAAAGAGUGAUAAGAUGGUGACAAAGAGGAUCCGCUCAGAGUACAUGAAAAAUUUCAAAGACCCUAAAUGGGAGACUUUCAGCAAAUGUUACGAGGAGAUGCUGACGUACAGGCUGACUCGCAGGCUUCUGGAGCACACGCACAAUCCCUGGUUCUGGAAUGGCUCGGACAGUGAUUCAGAUUCAGCGGGAAGGAGCCCUCAUCCUCCAGGUAAGAACCAGGUUGUGGCUGAGACCAGCAGAGACGGAGCAGAGCCGGAGCUGGAGGAGAGGACCACCACACAGCAGGAGCAGCAGAACAGAACCACAGAGGCUGUAACCAGGCUUCAUAUUCAAGAUGAGGAGGCGAACGAUUCUGCUUUGCACUCUGCAGUCCACGGCUCACAGUCCCAUGGUAUGGAGUCGAAAGCACUGCAGGGGGAAGAAGAGGAGCAGAGAGUCUGCAACAGAGCCAGCAAACGGUUUACACAUCCUCUCAGAGACAAAGACACAGGAAGACCCCAAACACAGAAGACAAAACUCUCCAAAUCCUCAAAACAAGCUUGGCGUUCCCAGCGCGUGAGGCCUGCACCAUUCCAGCCGCCAAGAGAGGACAUUAAAGAGAGUCGCCAUCCUUUUGCUUUGUAUGGAUCAGGGGAGAAAGAUGCAGACGUUGCAAGCAGAAAGACUCACAACGUUGGUCCUGCAGCUUCAACUGCUGAGAUUUAUGAAUCGGCUCUGAGGGCCAAGACCAGGCGAGAGGUGGAGCGUCAGAUCCAGACCCAGAGAGCCGAGCGGAGGAGAGCCAAGUCUACUGAUCAGGACAAAGCCAGGAAACUGGUUCCAGCUAACUUUAACCCUUGGCUCACAGAAUACAUGCGCUGCUUCUCUGCUCGCACCCGAUAGCACUGUUCCAGCAUAUCAGGAUGGUUAAAGCCACUAUUGACUGUAAACUCUGAUGUGGAAACAUCUG